CAUCAAACUUUUCGCAAAAAAACAAAGUAAAAACACUUAUCAAGUAUAAUGCAAAAAAAAAUCUUUUUUAGUUUAAUAUUGUGUUUACUCUUAAAUUCUUUGAUAGCCAUCAAAGUAAACUAAUCUUAGUCUUAAAUAUCUGGUUAACAAGAAGACGAACAAGAAUGGAAUACUACCCAAGAUUAAAGUUACAAUAACAACGAAGUUGUGUAGGAUAAAAAUUAAGAGGAUAAUAAUAAUUACUAAAACUCAAAUGAUCAAAGAGGAAAUUAACAAAACUCAAGCUAAAGUAGUUAAAAAUAAAAUGAUUUUGACAACAGUAUUUAGGAUAGUGAAAAUAAAUAGGGUAAUUAAGAAUAAAAUAUGAGUACAUCUUAAGAAGUUAAUAGCAAUACAGAUAAUUAAAAUAAUAAUCAAUCAUAGUCUUAAUAAGCAGGAGCUUCUAAUUUAAGCAAUUAACAAGACUAUGAUAAUUAUAGUAACUAAGGAUAUGAAGAUACAAAUGAAAAUGAGCAAUAAUAGAACACAUUAAAUAAUUAAUAAGAAAAUUAAAAUUAUAAUUCUGAUAGCUAUAGCAAUGAAAAUUAAUCACAAAACUAAAAUCAAUAAGCAUAAAGCAAUUAAUAAAAUUAAUCUAAUUAGAAUUCAGCAAAUGAUAUAGCUUAAUAUGCUCAAGACUAGUAUCAGUAGAAUUAAAAUUAAUCUACAAAUUAGUAAUAAUAAUAAGCAAAUACUUAAUAGUAAAAGUAGGUAUAAGAUAAUUAAUUAAACUAAUAUAAAAACACAGUAGCAAAAUAAAUUGAUUCACAACAAGAUUUAGAUAGUUUAGAUAUUCUUCAAGCCUAUUUAAAUAAAUUUGAUGGAUCUAAGGUUCCUUCUGCUAUUUAAGAUGUAGAGACAAUUUUUGAGCUACCUCUGACAGAUUCGGUAUUAGAUAAUGAUGAAACAGACUUAGAAGUUGAAGAAGUUUUUGGUAAUGAAAUUUUAAAAGCUGUAGAAUUAUCUGAAGAAGACCAAGAGUUAGAACAUUAACUUGAGCUGGUAGAAGAAGAUGCUUUGAAAUAUGAAGACCCUGAAAAUGAAUUACCUACUUAAUAAUCUGCUAAUGUUAAUAACCAACAAAAUAUCAGUUCAGUCGAUAAAGUUAACCAAACCCAAAAUAAUUAAAACUAAUAAGGAUAAAAUAUAUAAAACUCUUAAAACAACUCUAAAUUUAUGUAGAAACAUUUCGAAGUAAGUUAACAUACUGCUCAAUAAGAAGCUAUUGUAAUAGUUUUGAUAUUUACUGUUUUGAUUGCAAUUAUUGUGAUUAUUUCCAUUAAUUACUAAAAAAUUAGCUAAUGGAAAAAUUAUUUAAUGUGGAAAAAAAUCCCACUCUAAAGCAACUAAAAUUAAGAUCUCGAAAAUGAUGAUGAUAACGAAAAUUAAUAACUUUUAAUAUGA
This is a messenger RNA of Tetrahymena thermophila SB210, 1443 nucleotides long. RefSeq names its product transmembrane protein, putative. NCBI's taxonomy places the organism in Eukaryota, Ciliophora, Oligohymenophorea, Hymenostomatida, Tetrahymenidae. The transcript has a single exon. The record is from RefSeq and is a predicted model, not a curated record.